GGGAAGCGGGCCGCCAGAGCUCCGUGCGCCUCCGGCCGGGCUGGACCAAGCGUUCCACGUUCACAAUGGCGCCGCCAGUGCUGCCGCUUGCGUGUGCUCUGCUGACGCUGCUGCAGCGGACGACAGCACAGUCGCCCUUCUACACGGUGCCGCCGCCACUCAUCGAGGCCCUCAGCCCGAGGGGACUCCGCAUAUCCAUACCAGACGAGCUGGGCAUCGAGUUGUUCGCGGUGCACGCCAACAUCAACAAGCCGAUGGGCCUGCUGGAGGCGGGCCAGAUCUCGGUGGACAUCACCAAGCCCAAGGCCGGCCGCUGGGUCUACGAGGACCGCCGCGUGCGCCUCAAGCCUGGUGACGUCAUCAACUACUGGCUGUACGUGCAGGCCGACGGCCUGGGCUACCGCCGGGACGACCAGAACUUCACAGUUAAAGAGCUGGUGUCGCCAGAGGCGCCCCCUGAGGCGGCGGCUGAGGCUGCCCCCCUUCCAGGUGGUCCUCCAGGCCCCCCUGGUCCCCCAGGCUUCCCAGGCCCCCCUGGACCUCCUGGAGCACCCGGCCUGCCUGGACCACCUGGCCCACCUGCGGCUGCCGUCCCACCAGGCCUGGGACCACUGCGCCCGAGACCACCUGCCGCGGCCUUCCCGACACCACCGAUGCAGACAACGACACCGGCCUACCCGACAGAGCCGUGUGCACAGAGGUGCGAGGACCCUGAGCUGGCGCGUCAGGAGCUGCAGCAGUCGCGGCAGCUGCACGAGCUGCGGGUGAUGCACGAGGAGGAGCUGCACCGGCUGCGGCUGCAGAACCAGGAGGCGCUGCACCAGGAGCGGCUGCGGCUGCUGCGCGACGGCUGCGCGGUCCAGCCGCGGGCCGAAGCCGCCGCCGGCUCGGCAGCGCCCACGCCCGCGCCCGUGCCCGAGAACGCAGUCUGGCGCAGCCGCCGCGGCCUGCCGCCGCCCUAGACCCACACCACACACUGGCCAGCUCUCAAAACAAGUCUCUCACCCCUCCACCAAAGGGCUCAACUCCACCAGCUGCUCCAGUUCACGCGCAUGACAGCCAUUUCGGAUGAAACUGCCAGUGCAAUAGAGAAGGGCGAUAUUUAACGUAACGAUGAACCUAACACUGUUACUGAAACAUUCUUAAGUAAAUAACACGUUAAAUUUUUAAUACGGUUAUAGAAAAGUGGGUUUUCACCUUUCACCUCAUUUUUGGAUAUCAAUGAGAAACUAGUGUGGCUUUUAGUGCUCUUGUUCCUGCAGUUCAAACAAAUCGGGAACAGCCACCCUCAGGCUUCAGUCCUGCAACAUGUUACGCACAGAUACGCCCGCCCGGGAUAGAUGUAUUAGACACAGAUGUAAGUGUUACUCCUGACCGGAACAUAGUCGUUCCAUCUUUAACAGUUAACAGGGUCGAACUGUCGUGUGCAGACUCGUUCCACCACAAAAGCAGUGCAACCGUUCCAACCUGGAAGCCGUAACACCUUUACAGUUAGAAGAGUAAAAUAUUUCCUUUAGGCAGUGCUCAACACAUUCAAUGUUUUUAGAGAUGGGCGUCACAGAACUAAUGAAAGUUGUUGUAUUGAAUUUUUAUUCACAGACAACUAGAUUGAAUUUUCUUAUGUCCAGAAAUCAGGAGAGGUCUGUUUUAGUUGCUAAAAACUUUCUAAAGACAGAAUCGCAUAAAUAUUUCCUUACAACACUCAGUUUUAUAGACUUUGCGGUAUGUUCAGGUCAUCAAAAUUUUUUGUUAUAAAACGUGUUCAUUUUUUCCGAAACCUCUCGCCAAGUUUUCAUGCUAGUGGAUAAAAUGUAUAGCGUUAUAUAAAGGUUUUCAUACAUAAAACAUUUAAAAUCAAAAAGCGCACCGUACACCAGGCCAUGUCCAUAUAUUUAGCGCUCACAAAAGAUUGCUCUCAUAAAACUCACAGUAUACAAUAAAAUGUACAGUAACACGUCUGUUUAAGUUAGAUGGACAUGUUCCAAUCAUUGCACAUCCAUCUUAAAACAUGUCUUAUAACAAAAAUUUCUGAAGACCGAAAGUUUUUACCAAAGACAACUAGUUUAACUGACCAUCUUCAACAACACAUCAGGACUGCAUCAAGUUUAAGGAAGGUUCUCUGUCAUCAAAUAUUUCGUAUUCUUUGACCAGACAAUAGCUGCAACACAGUAAUUGAGGUCAUCUUUUGACUUGUUGAUGGUUCAUGGAACGAGCACGUAACAGAGGCUGCAGCUAAAAGCAAACAUGCAUUUCGCGCCGGGCAACCGUCCUUAAAUUUAAUGUAGCGUUGAUUUGAACUCACUGUCUGUGAAUAACAUCCUCAUUUUAGAACAGCUUUCAAUGGUUCCAUGAUUCCAUUCCUUACUUGAAACUGCGUUGUGCGAUCUCGUCCCUUUCUCGCGUCUUAUGCACAUAGUAUACCGUAAGGAAAUGAAGUAUAGCAAUUUCACAUAAUUUUUUUAUGUUAAGAGUGGUUGUCAACAAAGAAUAAAGGAAAACUCUUGUCUCUUUCAGAAAAUAUAUCUACAGCCAAAGUAAAAAAAUUAAGCAUUGAUUAAAAACUAUUGUAACCAGACAAGACAUCUGGAAAGAAAUAAAGCACCAGUUAAUUUGUCAUUCACAAUACUGUCGCUGAACUCAAGUAAGAAGCAUGCGGAAAAUGUUCUGUUUUUAAAUUUUAAGCUGAACUUUGGAUUAAGCAAUGAUACAUGGUCUGAUAAAAAUGCAAAUUAAAAAUUGUAUCUUUUGCUUUUUUGA
Molecule: messenger RNA, 2757 nt
Organism: Schistocerca americana (American grasshopper)
Lineage: Eukaryota; Metazoa; Arthropoda; Insecta; Orthoptera; Acrididae
Product: splicing factor 3B subunit 2-like
Exons: 4
Coding region: 66-962 (298 amino acids)
Molecular function (GO): carbohydrate binding
Source: RefSeq, a predicted model, not a curated record